Molecule: messenger RNA, 1155 nt
Organism: Pleurotus ostreatus (oyster mushroom)
Lineage: Eukaryota; Fungi; Basidiomycota; Agaricomycetes; Agaricales; Pleurotaceae
Exons: 12
Coding region: 1-1155 (384 amino acids)
Biological process (GO): cytoplasmic translation
Cellular component (GO): cytoplasm
Molecular function (GO): GTP binding; GTPase activity
Source: RefSeq, a predicted model, not a curated record
AUGACCACCGUGCAGAAAAUAAAGGAAAUCGAAGAUGAGAUGGCCAAAACCCAAAAGAACAAGGCCACGAGUUUUCAUCUUGGCCAGUUGAAAGCGAAGCUUGCCAAACUACGGCGCGAGCUCAUCUCGCCGUCCAGCGGAGGGGGUGGGGGCGGGGGCGGCCUUGGUUUCGAUGUCGCUCGGACAGGUAUAGCAUCCGUCGGAUUCGUAGGGUUUCCAUCUGUUGGAAAGUCGACUCUGAUGUCCAAGUUAACUGGGACGCACUCGGAGGUCUCGGAGAUCGAUUUCACAACACUCACUACUGUACCCGGUACACUGAAGGUCCAUGGCGCACCUAUUCAAAUAUUGGACUUGCCUGGUAUUAUCGAAGGUGCUGCUGAGGGCCGUGGUCGUGGAAAGCAAGUUGCACGAACCUGUAACCUGAUAUUUAUCGUCCUCGAUGUUCUGAAACCUUUGGGCGACAAGAAGAUAAUCGAAAGUGAACUCGAAGGUUUCGGUAUCCGCCUGAACAAACGGCCGCCUGCGAUCAACGUCCGUAGGAAAGAGAAGGGUGGAAUCGCUAUCACAAAUACAGUCCCUCUAACAAAUAUCGAUCAAGAUGAAAUACGGGCGAUCCUCAGUGAAUAUCGUAUUAAUAACGCCGAUGUUGCCAUUCGAGAACCGAAUGCGACCGCUGAUGAUCUAGUCGAUGUCAUCGAGGGGAACAGAGUAUACAUUCCAGCUCUCUAUAUCCUAAACAAGGUAACACCAAUCCAUCCAAUUUCGUCUGAUUCGAGGUUAACUCUCAGCAACCAGAUCGACGCCAUAUCAAUAGAAGAACUCGACCUUCUAUACAAAAUCCCCAUGAGCGUCCCCAUCUCAUCGCGGGAAUGGCUAAACGUUGACGAGCUCAUGGAGAAAAUGUGGGAGACUCUCGAUCUGGUCCGCGUAUACACGAAGCCCCGCGGUCUCGCGCCCGAUUAUACGCAGCCCGUCGUUCUCAGAAGGGGCAAGUGCACCGUAGAGGACUUCUGUAACGCCAUUCACAAGGAAAUAGCGAAACAGCUGAAGUAUGCUAUUGUUUGGGGUGCCAGUGCGAAACAUUCUCGCGGGCAGAAGGUCGGGCUGGAACAUGUGCUCGAGGACGAAGAUGUGGUACAUAUCGCAAAGAAAUGA